Molecule: messenger RNA, 2571 nt
Organism: Camarhynchus parvulus
Lineage: Eukaryota; Metazoa; Chordata; Aves; Passeriformes; Thraupidae
Gene: ARMC3
Product: armadillo repeat containing 3
Exons: 19
Coding region: 115-2571 (818 amino acids)
Molecular function (GO): protein binding
Source: RefSeq, a predicted model, not a curated record
GCUCCCGGGGGGUCUGGCUCCUCGGCGCUUGCCAGUGAACUGAGGGCCAAGUGUCUGUAGACCUUCAAAGAGUAAUUUUUCUCAGCACAGAACUUUGAUUCCUUGCCUAAGAGAAUGGGUAAAAAAGUAAAGAAGGAAACAGAGUCUCCACCCAAGGAUGUGUUUGAUCCUUUAUUGAUUGAAAGCAAAACACCAGCAACAGUUGUGCUAAUGCUUAGUUCUCCUGAAAAUGAAGUUUUGGCCAAAGCAUGCGAUGCUCUAUAUAAAUUUGCAUCAAAAGGUGAUGAAAACAAAGUGACACUUCUUGGUCUUGGAGCAUUGGAACAUCUCUAUAAGCUCCUCUCACAUGAAGAUCCACUUGUACGCAGAAAUGCCGUCAUGGUAUUUGGCAUCAUGGCUUCUAAUAAUGAUGUGAGGAAGUUACUGAGGGAACUGGAUGUCACAAAUCCACUUAUAUCACAGCUGGCUCCAGAAGAAGAUGUAGUUAUCCAUGAGUUUGCUACUCUUUGUCUAGCAUAUAUGGCUGUUGAAUAUACUACUAAAGUAAAAAUAUUUGAGCAAGGUGGGUUAGAACCACUGAUCAGACUGCUAGGUAGCCCUGAUCCUGAUGUUACGAAGAAUUCACUUGAGUGUAUCUACCUUUUGGUACAGGAUUUUCAAAACCGUGCUGCAGUUCGGGAACUGAAUGUAAUUCCACCCUUGCUGGGACUACUGGAAUCUGAAUAUCCAGUCAUUCAGUCAUUGGCCCUUCAAACCUUAGAAGUAAUUAGCAAAGACAGAGAAACCAGGAUCUUACUGGAAGAAUAUAAGGCAUUAGAUUGCCUUCUGAAUAUACUGGAAAACAAUGAACUCAGCGAUCUACAUGUCGAAACUCUUGCUGUGUUGGGAAAUUGCCUCGAGGAUGUGCAUGCUCUGCAACAGAUUCAGCUGACAGGAGGCAUUAAAAAACUACUUUCAUUUUUAGAAGUCUCUACUGUUCCUGAUAUUCAGAAGAAUGCAGCAAAGGCAAUUACCAAUGCAGCUUAUGACUCUGAAAUACGAAAAAUCUUACAUUGGGAAGAGGUUGAGAAAUUUCUCCUAAGCCUUUUGGAAACUAACAAUGAUGAAGUUAAAGUUGCUGCUUCCCAAGCCAUUUCUGCCAUGUGUGAGAAUAUAGACAGUAAAUGUGUCCUUGGACUCCAGGGGAUUCCUCAGCUAGUAAAGUUGCUAAGCAGUGAUAAUGAAGAGCUAAAAGAAGCUGUAGUGACAGCAUUAACUAAUUUGACAACAGCCAAUCUUAGAAAUGCAAGUGUUGUAGCUAAGGCUGAAGGAAUUGUGCCAUUAAUUAAAACCUUGAACGCCCAGAGGGAUGGAGCCAUUUCCAAUGCCAUUGCAGUGCUCACCAAUCUGUCCCUGCAAGAGCCCUCCCGUGCCAGUAUCCAGAGCCAGGGCAUCAUGAGUGCCCUUGUGGGGCCACUGCGCUCAACCAACAGCCAAGUGCAGAGCAAAGCAGCCUUUGCCGUGGCUGCCUUUGCUUGUGAUGCUGAUGCACGAGCUGAGUUAAGAAAUGUCGGUGGGCUGGAACCACUCGUUGAAUUGCUGCAUUCUAGGAAUGAAGAAGUCAGAAGAAAUGCCUGUUGGGCUGUUAUGGUCUGUGGAAGUGAUGAAGUAACUGCUUUUGAACUGUGCAGGCUAGGUGCUUUAGACAUCCUAGAAGAAAUUAAUCUGUCUACAAAGCGUAAAAAUAAGUUCAGUGAAGCUGCUCUGGAAAAGCUACUUGAUAAUAAUCUUUCCCAAAAGUACAGCCGGAUGGGAUAUUUAUCACCAAGUAAUAUCAUUACUAAUGGAUUCUAUGAUUGUGGUCAGGUAAAACAUGGAGGGAAAUUUUUGUCUUUGGAAGAACUAAGCAAGCAAGAGCUUACUGACCGUCGGGCAAUAAUCUUCGUUAAUGCUAAACCCCAAGAAAGUGUUGUAGAAGUACAAGAAGUAUCACCGUCUGUUUCAGGAAGAGCCAGCAAAGAAAAACCAAGAAAAGGGAAAGGGAAAAAAGAGGAGGAAAAACCAAAAGAAGUUAUUCGAGUUGCACCUACAAUCCUGGAGGAAAUAAAGCUAGAAAAUUCCCAUUGGGUACCACCACCUGACUUCGUUUUAAUGGAUUACAUUAAUGAUGCUUCCAAAACAAUUCUACCAAUAACUUCGACCCGAGAACAAGUUGUGGCUCUUGCACAGUUUGUUGCAGACAGGAUGGGUGGCCCUAUUGAAAAAGAGGAACUACAUAAUUUCUGCUGGGAACUUGACAUGAGUGAAAUAGAAUUUGACCUGAAAAGCAACAUUGUGCCUAUCGGGAAAAUCAAAAGAGGGACGUUCUAUCACAGAGCUUUACUUUUCAAGGUGAUAGCAGACAGAAUCGGCAUUGGCUGUAGUUUAGUUCGUGGCCAGUAUAACAGAUGUUGGAAUGAAGUUAAAUUGGUUGAAUACACUCCCAAUGGGCUUCUGCUUCCUCCUCAGGAGUAUGUUGUAGAUGUAAUGUUUGAACCAGGCUGUUUGCUAAAACAAGGAAGCGCAAAGGCUGAUCAAUACAAACGUGUUUAA